AGUUUACAAUGUGGAACGCAGCGUUGACCUCCCCCCGGAUUCACCUCUAGUGCGAAGCCAUGUUUCGUUCUUUGAGACGCGUUCAGCAGUUAAACUGCAACUUCGCUGCUUUGCAAAGACAAGGAAUCAUCUCUUACCGCCUGAUCUGCACGUCCAGGAUGGCCUCUUCAGAGUACAGGAUCGAGCGGGACACGUUUGGCGAGCUCAAGGUCCCAGCUGACAAGUACUACGGCGCCCAGACUGUCAGAUCCACCAUGAACUUCAAGAUAGGAGGACCAAGUGAGAGAAUGCCAGUCCAAGUGAUCAAGGCCUUCGGUGUUCUGAAGAGAGCAGCUGCUGAGGUGAACAAGGAGUACGGCCUCAACCCUAAGCUGGCCGAUGCAAUCAUCCAGGCUGCAGACGAGGUAUCGGCUGGUAAACUGGACGAUCAUUUCCCCCUGGUCGUGUGGCAAACUGGGUCAGGCACUCAGACCAACAUGAACGUCAACGAGGUGAUCAGCAACAGAGCCAUUGAGAUCUUGGGAGGACAGCUGGGCUCUAAAGAUCCCGUCCACCCCAACGACCACGUCAACAAAAGCCAGAGCUCCAACGACACCUUCCCCACUGCCAUGCACAUCGCCGCAGCCACGGAGGUCCACCAGGUUCUGCUGCCGGGCCUGCAGACGCUCCACGACGCUCUGGCUGCCAAGGCUGACGAGUUCAAAGAUAUCAUCAAGAUUGGGCGCACGCACACUCAGGAUGCUGUGCCCCUGUCCCUAGGACAGGAGUUCAGUGGCUACGUCCAGCAGGUGAAGUACAGUAUAGAGCGAGUGAAGGCCGCCAUGCCCAGGGUGUACGAGCUGGCAGCAGGAGGCACCGCCGUGGGCACGGGACUGAACACGCGCAUUGGUUUUGCUGAGAAAGUAGCUUCCACUGUGUCUUCUCUCACUGGCCUGCCUUUCGUCACCGCCCCCAACAAAUUUGAAGCGCUGGCAGCCCACGAUGCCCUGGUGGAGCUGAGUGGAGCGCUGAACACCGUGGCGGUCAGCAUGAUGAAGAUCGCCAACGACGUUCGCUUCCUGGGUUCGGGCCCCCGCUCUGGCCUGGGGGAGCUCAUCCUCCCAGAGAAUGAGCCCGGGAGCAGCAUCAUGCCGGGCAAGGUGAACCCGACCCAGUGUGAGGCCAUGACCAUGGUCGCAGCCCAGGUGAUGGGAAACCACGUCGCAGUCACCAUCGGAGGGAGCAACGGACACUUUGAGCUCAACGUCUUCAAACCCAUGAUGAUUAAGAAUGUGCUGAACUCUGCACGGCUGCUGGGCGACGCGUCCGUCUCUUUUACGAACAACUGCGUGGUGGGCAUCCAGGCCAACACCGAGAGAAUCAACAAGCUCAUGAAUGAGUCUCUAAUGCUGGUCACUGCACUGAACCCACACAUCGGUUACGACAAAGCUGCCGCGAUCGCCAAGACGGCCCACAAAAAGGGUUCAACUCUUAAGGCUGUGGCCGUGGAGCUGGGAUACCUGACUGAGGAGCAGUUUGACCAGUGGGUGAAGCCGAGUGACAUGCUGGGGCCAAAGUGAACUGUCGCAACACCAGAAAUGCUAAAAUACAAUGAAAAUACCCCGUCAGUGUGAGAGGGUAUUUUCUUUGAAAUGAGAACUGAAUAUUGAAACUUUGCUUUGAAUCCUGACAUCUCUGAUCUCAAUAAAUGAGAAUCCGUUAUUCUACUUACAAA
Molecule: messenger RNA, 1714 nt
Organism: Betta splendens (Siamese fighting fish)
Lineage: Eukaryota; Metazoa; Chordata; Actinopteri; Anabantiformes; Osphronemidae
Gene: fh
Product: fumarate hydratase
Exons: 1
Coding region: 60-1559 (499 amino acids)
Biological process (GO): fumarate metabolic process; tricarboxylic acid cycle; malate metabolic process
Cellular component (GO): tricarboxylic acid cycle heteromeric enzyme complex; mitochondrion
Molecular function (GO): fumarate hydratase activity
Source: RefSeq, a predicted model, not a curated record